AUUUUGUUUCGACUGUAGAGACACAGGAGUAGAUUUGUGAGACUGAAGAGCGAGUGCUCGGAUUUUGAAAGGGCGGGCGCAUGCUUGCGUAUUUCCGUUUCGGGAUUCUUCCGCGUACAGCCCAAACCAUAGACAAAAUCUGAAGUAAAGUCGAUGCUACCCACAAACCAACUCUGUCUAAAUACGCAGAUAGUUCAGUAUUCUGGAGUGUAAAUAUUGGGCCGCCACAAAGCUUUUUCGUUGAUAAAACAGUUAACAGAUAAAAAUGUUGGGGGUAACGCUUACCUGAUCAAGUAGGCGAUAGGCUACCGUCAUCCAUCAACAAUCAGGUGACCUAGUGGGGACCUCCUCUGAUUGAAGGGAACCAUGUUGGACCACACCGAUCCAAGUCUCCCGCCCGAGGAGCGGGUGCGUGCCUUAACCAAAAAGGGGAGUGUGGUGGACGUCAACGAGAACGUGCCCGCUCGCCGCUACUUCCGCUCCGGCAUGGAAAUGAUUCGGAUGGCCCACACCUAUGCUGAGGAAGGGAACACAGAGCGUGCUUUCAUCCUUUACAAUAAAUACAUCACGCUUUUCAUUGAAAAGCUGCCAAAACAUCCAGAGUAUAAGACUUCAGCUAUUCCGGAGAAGAAGGACACUUUAAAGAAACUCAAGGAGGUUGCCUUCCCUCAAGCAGAAGAGCUGAAGAAACAUAUCAUUAGGAGAUAUGAGAGAGAGUAUGCUGAGUAUCUUGUCAGAAAGCAGGAGGAGGAGGAGGCCGUCAUGUCCCAGAAGCUGUCGAGGCAGCAAGAGCUGACGGUGGAGAGGCAGCGCGUGGCGGAGAUGCAGCGGCGGCAGCGCGAGCAGGAGCAGUUUAGUGCCUUCGAGGAUAUGAUCCGCUUGCAGGAGCUGGAGAAGGAGCGCAAGCGUGUCCUCCAGGAGUUCAACGACCCGGUUCCCAGUGCCCUCAACCCCGGCGGCCCGCUCAUCCCCGGCAUCCAGGGGCCACCCCUCCCCUCCCCGCAGUCGCCUUCCCCGGCUCAGAGUUCUGUGUGCCCUAGCGCCAACCACUCCAGUGAACCUGCCCGGACACCUGUAUCGCCUCCUGCUUUUGACCGUUCGCUCAAGCCAGGAUCCCUGAUCUCACCUAGCAACAGCAUCAUGGUCGAUGGGCUGAGGCAACUGGCUGUGCCGGCUGAGCUUUGUAGCAACUUCCUGAGACUGGCCAAUGCCAACACUAUCAGAUCAGUGGAGACCUGUGGGAUUCUCUGUGGCAAAUUGACCAGGAAUGCUUUCACGAUUACCCAUGUGAUCGUGCCAAAGCAGUGUGGCGGCCCAGACUACUGUGACACCGAGAAUGAAGAGGAGCUCUUCCUGGUCCAGGGAGAGUAUGACCUCAUCACUCUGGGCUGGAUUCAUACGCACCCUACACAGACGGCGUUCCUAUCCAGCGUUGACCUUCACACACACUGCUCCUACCAACUAAUGCUGCCAGAGGCCAUCGCUAUCGUGUGCUCCCCAAAGUUCAACGAGACGGGAUACUUCAGUCUGACAGACUAUGGAAUGGAGGAGAUCUCUACCUGUAAACAAAAGGGCUUCCAUCCACACUCCAAACAUCCUCCUCUCUUUGCUGAGGGAAGCCAUAUCGUUAUCACAGAUGCCACAGUCACAAUGCUGGACCUACGAUGAAGUGUGAUCACAUACAAGAGAUGGUGCAAUGAAGUGGAUAUCAAUCCCUCUUUAACUUUAUAUUCUCUUACUUUCGGUGGCAACUAGCACUCCAAGAACCUGGAUGGGGAGAUGAUUUAAGCCAAAACCAGAGAGCUUUGGAGUGUAAUUAGGGAAAGGACUUCUAUGGGCAUAUCAGCCAGUCAGUCUGAUACACAAGUGUAAGAAAGUGAAUAAAAAUCCUUUAAAAUGUUGUCUACUGGGAGCUCAGGGAUGGACACUUAACCUCAGAAUACUCGUUCUCUCAUUAGGAUUGUAUCACUGUAUAGUUCCGUUACUGACCCUCCUGUCUUUUACUCAUCUUUAUUUAUAAUCCCCGAAUGGUUCCUCACCAGUUGUUGCUAAACUAUUAAAGGAGAGAAGUGAUAUUUUUCAAAGAAUGG
This is a messenger RNA of Clupea harengus (Atlantic herring), 2090 nucleotides long. It is a transcript of the gene stambpb, whose product is annotated as STAM binding protein b. Lineage: Eukaryota; Metazoa; Chordata; Actinopteri; Clupeiformes; Clupeidae. Gene Ontology annotation, cellular component: cleavage furrow; endosome. Gene Ontology annotation, biological process: protein K63-linked deubiquitination. Gene Ontology annotation, molecular function: K63-linked deubiquitinase activity; protein binding; metal-dependent deubiquitinase activity. The record is from RefSeq and is a predicted model, not a curated record.